AUGGAUCCACAGACUCACGGAUUGAUACACAGGAUCGAGGCUUUUACCCAAGUUUCUCUGGAAGUGAAAGACUUCUCCGAUGGAUGCGGGAAAAAGUUCGAUGUAUUUAUUGUAUCUGAUGUAUUUGAUGGGAAGUCACUUUUGGAACGUCACCGAAGAAAUUCCCGAAAUUCACGCUCUUACCAUGAAGACAUGGACCAGACCCCAAUGGAACUCGUUCAUGAGGAACUAAUACGUCAGUGCUACGAUUGGUGA
Molecule: messenger RNA, 255 nt
Organism: Opisthorchis viverrini
Lineage: Eukaryota; Metazoa; Platyhelminthes; Trematoda; Opisthorchiida; Opisthorchiidae
Exons: 3
Coding region: 1-255 (84 amino acids)
Biological process (GO): intracellular iron ion homeostasis
Cellular component (GO): cytosol; nucleus
Molecular function (GO): 2 iron, 2 sulfur cluster binding
Source: RefSeq, a predicted model, not a curated record